CCGCCAUGACGGUCACAGCUGCUCUCGUCCCUGUGGUGUGUAAGUGUUGUGGGCCGCCUCUGUUGCCUCUUGAAGCGUGUCUGGCUUAUGUGUAUACCUCACAAGGCUAGUAUAUUACCUGUGACGUGUGGCAGAUGCAGGUGUAAGAUUCCCCAAAGUGCAGGCUUACUGGUAGACACCAAUAGCACUCUGGUCUACAUCAUUGGCUCACAAUUGAGGCAUCUGGGUUUAAUUUCCAAGUGGGACAAAACAGUAGCACACGUGUUAGUGUGUGCAGGCAUGAGUGAAGUGCGUCACUUCAAUAAUCCCUACCCUAGGGAAAGUGGGGAAGACGGUGAGCAUAUUUUGGAUUGCACAACACAAAAGCUCUCUGAAGAGUACACAAGUAAGACAUGGAAAAAUAUAAAGAUGUUGUUGAAUAUUCUGGAUGUAGAACUGUCAAAGGAACAUGAAACAAGUGACACUUCAGUGUAUACCGGGAUGAGUGGUCAUGUGUUGCUGUAUCUUCAUGUGGCUCGGGUUCUCAACGAUGAUAAGUACCAACAGAAAGCUAGAGUACUGGUAGAUAAGGUACUUCAGAAGCUGAAGAGUCGAAGACCUUCAUUUUUGUGUGGAGAUACCGGUCCUCUAGUGCUUGGUGCUCUCGUGUAUCACAACAGCUUGCUGGAAGAUAAAGUCAAACACUGUAUUACAAAAAUAAAAGAAUUGAAAAGGGAGGUACUGAAUACAAAGUCAGAGCUCCCUGAUGAACUUCUCUAUGGAAGAGCUGGCUAUCUAUAUGCACUUCUCUUUCUUCAGCAAAAGAUUGGGAAAGAGGUUGUUGAUGAUAACAUGAUACGGUCAGUGGUGACGGCAAUAUUAGACUCUGGACGUGCUCUAUCUUUGAAGGAGAAGUGUGCUACCCCGCUCAUGUACCAGUGGCAUGAAAAGCGAUACAUUGGAGCUGCACAUGGUAUUAUUGGCAUAUUAUUCAUGCUUUUACAGGCAAAAGAACAUCUUUCUACAGAAGAAUUGCACGAGUUGAUUCGGCCGACAGUUGACUACCUGUGCAGCUUACAGUUUAGCUCUGGUAACAUGCCAUCGUCGAUGGGCAACCCAACAGACCGACUAGUGCACUGGUGUCAUGGAGCUCCUGGUGCGGUAUUCCUGUUCGCUAAAGCAUACCAGGUUUUUGGAAAUAAGAGUUACUUGGAACAUGCGAAGAAAUGUGCCGAGUGUGUUUGGGAGCGUGGGCUGUUGAAAAAAGGUUAUGGCCUUUGUCAUGGCUCUGCAGGCAAUGGAUAUGCUUUACUCUAUCUUUAUCAGGUGACAAGGGAUGCAGUGUACUUGUAUCGCUGCACAGUUUGGCAAUUGGGGUCAAGAAUAUGGCAAACAUGGCUGUCGCACACCAGACAGACCAUUCUCUCUCUUCGAGGGAUUGGCAGGCAACAUUCACUUCUUAGUUGACCUCACAAACCCAAAUGAAGCAAAGUUUCCAGGAUUUGUAGUGUAGUAGAAUUAAGAUACAAAAACAAUAAAGGCUGUGCUAUUUG
Procambarus clarkii (red swamp crayfish) is the source of this 1532-nucleotide messenger RNA. Its product is annotated as glutathione S-transferase LANCL1-like. The record is from RefSeq and is a predicted model, not a curated record. Gene Ontology annotation, biological process: peptide modification; carbohydrate metabolic process. Gene Ontology annotation, cellular component: plasma membrane. Lineage: Eukaryota; Metazoa; Arthropoda; Malacostraca; Decapoda; Cambaridae.